This is a messenger RNA of Pseudovirgaria hyperparasitica, 1869 nucleotides long. Its product is annotated as acetyl-CoA synthetase-like protein. Gene Ontology annotation, molecular function: phosphopantetheine binding. Gene Ontology annotation, cellular component: cytoplasm. The record is from RefSeq and is a predicted model, not a curated record. NCBI's taxonomy places the organism in Eukaryota, Fungi, Ascomycota, Dothideomycetes, Acrospermales, Acrospermaceae. Gene Ontology annotation, biological process: secondary metabolite biosynthetic process; amino acid activation for nonribosomal peptide biosynthetic process. The transcript is spliced from 3 exons. The coding region runs from base 348 to 1583 and encodes 411 amino acids.
AAUGACCUUAAUUACGUCUACGUUUCUCUUAUAAUAAUUAGGUCUAAAGAGAGAUGACUGAAAUGAUUCUAUACGAACAAAAGGGUCUAUAGAACAUUUCAAGAAUCAACAAUGAAUGCAGGCAGGCAUGCAACUUCCAAUUGUUACUACUUAUCAAUCCUCUCGAGGAGACAAAGGAUCCAGCGAGCUUGUUAUUUGUUGCUCACGAUAACGACGAUGCGGAAGAAAUUACCUCUAAAGACUUCGCAUCUUACGCCUUAAUAGUAGAGUGUGAAUUGGAGGAGCAUAGUCUAAAGCUUAGAUUUGAGUAUGACGACGAAGUCAUCGGCAGCAGCCGUGUUUCAAACAUGGCAGACCAGUUUAAGCACAUUUUGCGCCAGUUGUGCGACUCUUCAAACAGCACAAAACGAAUCGCGGAGAUUGAGGUGAUCAGCAAGAUGGAGCUCGAUAUUAUUUGGACCUGGAAUGCAAAGGUGCCGACAACAAUAGAGGCUCUAGUCCACGAUCUCAUCGCUGAUACAUGUCGAAAACAACGUCAUGCUACAGCGAUCCACGCUUGGGACGGUAUGUGGACGUAUACGGAAGUGCACGAUAUGUCUACUCGCCUGGCGCAUCAUCUGGUGCAUCUCGGAGUCGGCUGCGAGACUGUUGUUCCUCUAUGCUUUGAGAAGUCGAAGUGGACGCCUAUUGCGAUACUCGCUGUGAUGAAAGCAGGUGGCACUUGCGUGACAUUGGAUCCCGCCCUCCCACAAGAUCGCCUGUACAAGAUUGUACAGCAGAUCGAGCCAUCGAUCAUUCUGUCUUCAUUUACCAACAGGCACCUUUCUAGUCGAUUAUACGAGGAGAAGGCGGUCAUCGUUGUCAACGACACACUCCGACCGUUGUUUGAUAAGCAGACAUUGCAACUUCUUCUAGAAGUGCAACCGUCUCAGACGCUUUACAUUGUCUUCACUUCCGGCAGCACUGGCACGCCAAAGGGAGUUAGAAUCAGCCAUUCAAAUUUCAGCAGUGCCCUACGAUACCAAAAUGGUGCUCAUAACCUCGGACCGGGCGCGCGCAUCUAUGAUUUUGCAUCAUAUGCAUUUGAUGUGUCCUGGUCAAAUGUGCUUGGGGCCUUGGAGUGCGGGGCUUGUUUAUGUAUCCCCACAGAUGCAGAACGGCGUGACGACCUAGCCGGGUCUCUCCGUCGCUUCCGUGUGACGCACGUUAAAUUAACCUCUUCUACGGCCUCGCUUUUGCCGCAGAAGACUAUACAAUCUCUUGACACCCUUAUCCUUGGUGGUGAGCGCUUGUCUGAAGAGCAAGCCAAGGUGUGGGCUUCGCUGGUCACGCUAAAGAACUCGUAUGGUCCUUGCGAAUGUACACCAACCGCGACUGUGGCAGACAUUCGUCCAGGCGGCGACAUGACGACAAUCAGGAUAGGUCUCGGCGUCAACACGUGGAUUGUGGACUCGGCCUCAGGUCAAUCGCUUGUGCCAAUACGUAGCAUCGGCGAAUUGGUACUCGAAGGGCCUUUGGUAGGAUCCGGGUAUCUUAAUUCCCCCACUAGCAUCUUCUCCGCAUUUAUCGAGGACCCCCCUUAGCUGCUUCAUAGUGCGUUAGAUCGCACUGGCCGAAAAGGCCGUCUAUAUAGAACGGGCGAUUUGGUUACUUAUAAUAAGGACGGAUCACUUACGUUCAUUGGUCGAAAGGACGCGCAGGUAAAAAUUCACGGCCAACGUGUCGAGCUUGGCGAUAUUGAAAACCAUAUUGCACAAUUUCGUCAAGUCCGACAAUCCGCAUGCUUACUACCCAAGACUAGUCUUUGCGCCAAUAGGUUGGUGGGCCUGAUUAGUGUUAGAUAUACCAACGAAGUAGAUUCAAUAGUCG